Messenger RNA from Lytechinus pictus (painted urchin), 2086 nucleotides. Its product is annotated as calcium uniporter protein, mitochondrial-like. Gene Ontology annotation, cellular component: mitochondrial inner membrane; uniplex complex. NCBI's taxonomy places the organism in Eukaryota, Metazoa, Echinodermata, Echinoidea, Temnopleuroida, Toxopneustidae. The transcript has 5 exons. The coding region runs from base 1 to 636 and encodes 211 amino acids. The record is from RefSeq and is a predicted model, not a curated record. Gene Ontology annotation, biological process: mitochondrial calcium ion homeostasis; calcium import into the mitochondrion. Gene Ontology annotation, molecular function: calcium channel activity; uniporter activity.
AUGGAAGACAUAAACAGCUUCCUUUGUCUAUUUUCACUGGCCUUCCUGACCAGGGCAGGUAAACUAAUCAGUGAAGAUGCCAAGACUAUGGAUGAUGUCAAGUCCAUGAUCUAUCAACUCUACUCCACCCUCCACGUGGAGCAACAUCAGCUGGAGAAGGAGAAGAUCUUAAGAGGCAAGCUUGAGCAGCUUCAGGAAGAACUGGAGCCGUUAGAACGGAUUAAAACUGCCCUCGAUAUGAAAGCCAAGAAGAACACCAAUGUGUAUGUCUGGGGUGGCCUGGGUUUCAUGGCUGUCCAGUUCGGUCUACUAGCUCGUCUAACAUGGUGGGAAUACUCUUGGGAUAUCGUAGAACCUAUCACCUACUUCGUUACCUACGGAACGGCAAUCGCUGCAUAUGCCUACUAUGUAGUCACUCGCCAGGAAUUCCUCUAUCCGGAUGCAAAGGAUCGUAAAUACCUUGUCCUGUUUCACAAGUAUUCUAAGAGGAAAAGUCUGGAUCUAGAGAAAUACAACCAGCUUAAAGAUGAUGUUGCUCAGGUGAACGCCGAUCUUCAGCGGCUACGAGAUCCGUUGACCAUCAACCUUCCGAUCCCUCCACCUCCUAGGGAAAAGGCACAAGAGGAGGAUUUUUGAGUUACCAUGGUAACAUACAAGUUAAUAAAACAAUAGACCAAAAUUAUCUACAAGUGUAUUUCACAACCAUUUACAGAUUGUUGGAUAUUAAUAUCAAGGAUUAUAAAGAAUGUUGUUUUCUUAUGGAAUAGAAUUAGUGAUCUUUAUCUUUAUAUUUCUCAUCCAAGAUGUAGAACCUUCUGGUUUGAGGAUGACAUCCUUACUGUAUAUGAAUAAGAAAGAAAACACAGCAUUAAGUGAGAGAAGAUGAUGUGUCAUGGGCUAGAUUGUAAAAUCUAAAACACCUAAUAUUCAAGACUCUGCCAAAUUAAUCAUUGAUUUUUAUUAAUUUACAAUCUAUCACCAGAAAAGGUUAAUUUUGGACAAAGUGCUUGUUAAGAUUCAUUUGUUUGCGGGCUUGUGACGUAACUAACUUUUAUGCAAAGCUGUGAUUAGUAUGGGUUUGGAAUACAAUGGUCUGUUCAACAUUUAAUAUUUUAAAGUAUUCAUUGUCUAUGUUUAAAGUUCUUUUAAAUGUACACGACAUGAGAUUGUUUUUAUUAAGAUAGGAGAUAAAAAAGCAUAACAGUAUAGUUAAGUUGUAUUUUAUUUAUUGUUCAGUACAGAAACGUCUUAUAUCGUCAUCAUUAGGAUUCAAUGAUGUAUUCCCAUUUUCUUGUCAUUACAUUACAGGUUUAGUUAUAUUAAUUGAUAAUGCUGGUAAAAUGAUGUAUAUUCUCCCAUUUAGUCUCGGUGUCAUUUUAUUUAACAACAUUUAUGGCCAGAAGUCAUGAAGGUGGGUUAACCUGUGUACUACUGAAUUCUGUAAUUCCCAUAUGCUUUGUACAGGGAUCACCUGGUUCCAGUAGGCAAUGGGUUAAUAUUAACCAGUGUUAUGUCAAAGGUUACAUGUAGAAUGCCAAGGUCAGAAUGUCCAUGGCUGAAUCCUGACCGUCAUAGGCAAAAGCCGAAGUGUCCAAGACCAACGACUAGCUUUUCAAGGGCAAGGACGAGUCCUUGGUCAUGGUCAAGGACAAGUCCAAGGCCACAUAAUUGGCCUCAGAGGUUUAAUGACGGCCUCAAGGUGCUCAAAAAAUGGUAUUCAAUUUGCAUUUUAUGAAGGUGGUUCAGUUCACCCAUGGUUUAAGGCAGGUCCUUUGAUGUAUUAAAAUGACUUGUAAAAUGAUGUGCUCACACAUACUUUGACCCAUAAAUUUCCAGUUGUGGUAAUGAUUUCAAAAUGAGUUCAUACAGAAUCCAUUAAAAUGACCACCCAAGUGUAUUUACAUUAUGUAUGAAUGAAAAUUAGUGCCAAAAGAUUCUUGAAGAUAUUGCUGUAAAAUCAGCAAAUUAGCAUGGGAUUCGAGUCAAAUGUCUGGUCUUUUUCCAAGCAAUAAUAAUACUGCCAUCCCUGUCCCACAUUUGCUUACCUGUUUUGGCAAUCACCAGUGUGAUCUUUUUUAGCUUAGAU